Messenger RNA from Neogale vison (American mink), 2929 nucleotides. It is a transcript of the gene SGO1, whose product is annotated as shugoshin 1. Lineage: Eukaryota; Metazoa; Chordata; Mammalia; Carnivora; Mustelidae. Gene Ontology annotation, biological process: meiotic chromosome segregation. The transcript is spliced from 9 exons. The record is from RefSeq and is a predicted model, not a curated record. Gene Ontology annotation, cellular component: chromosome, centromeric region; nucleus. The coding region runs from base 351 to 1949 and encodes 532 amino acids.
UGGAGAAUUUCGAAUGUGGCCGCGUUAGCAGACUGGCGACAGGAGAUAGAACCUAGACCCGGAGGGUCGGAAUCGUGGCACACACCGGCUGGACCGCGUCGCGGAAGCUGGGAAUGUGAGGAGGAGGGCGACAGCUGCGGCAGAAGUGGUGGUCAAGGUUCAUCUGAAUCCAGACCCUUUAUCUGAAUACAGACGGACUCUCAUCUCGCACGGUGACCUGUUUUCAUUAGUUCUCCCCACCAAACCGCCUGUUAACACCAUUGGCCUAGACAGGGAACUUCUGAUAUGGCCAAUUUCUUUUGUGAUUUUAAGUUGGUUAAACGUGGUAACAAAAGUUUUUUAGGCAGAAGAUGGCCAAGGAAAGGUGCCUUAAAAAGUCCUUCCAAGACAGUCUUGAAGACAUAAAGAAACGGAUGAAAGAGAAAAGGAAUAAAAAUUUGGCAGAGAUUGGCAAACGAAAAUCUUUUAUAACUGCACCUUGCCAAAUCCAAGUAAUCUCCAACACUUCUACGCUGCUAAAAAACUACCAAGACAACAACAGAAUGUUAGUUUUAGCUUUGGAAAAUGAAAAAUCCAAAGUGAGAGAAGCCCAAGAUAUCAUCCUCCAACUGAGAAAAGAAUGUUACUACCUCACAUGUCAGCUAUAUGCAUUGAAAGAAAAACUGACUCCACAACAAACAGAAGAAAUUGCUCAGAACCAGGAAAUAUGUCCUUCUGGAAUGGACUCCAAAAGUGACAACAUCUCUGGGGAUUUAUUUGUGAAGAAUAUACCACAAGUUCCUCUUCAGGAAGCUCACCUUCCAGGACAAGGAGAAUCAUUCCAAACAGAAGAGCAAAUACCUAUUUCUGAAGAUAGACUGGGAUUUGAUUGGGAUUCAGAAGAAGAUAAAUCUGCUGAUAAUGUCUUACCUAGAACUGUAUCUGUUCGUCGAAGUUUAAAGAAACAUUUUAACAAUCUAUCUCAUUUCAAUACCAUGGAUGAUUUUGAAACCAGUCAUUUCUCAGUGCAGCCCUUUGAAUCUGAAAGAAUUAGAUGUGCAGACCCACUAGUAAACAUGAAUAUACCUGAAAACAUAGAACAAAGUGUUUGUCAAUGGAAUAAGAAUCAAACUAACUUAUCACUAAAGCUGAUUGACCCAGGAACACCUGCUAAAGCAAAAGAAAACAUUUUAGAAUAUAAAUUUGAACAAACUGAAAGCAAGCAUAGAAGUGCACAAGGAAGAAAAGAAAAAGAGAAAAGAAAAGCUAACAGAAGGAGAAAAUCAAAAUCUGUACCGAAGUAUAAAGGGGGCAAAAGUGAAAAUAAAAAAACUGUUUCCAAAAAAAUGUUGGACGAAUCUGUCACUUCCAGUGAUGCUUACAAUUUUAAUUUGGAAGAGGGUAUUCAUAUCACACCUUUCCGCCAAAAAGUGAGCAAUGAUUCUAACAGAGAAGAAAACAACAAUGAAUUUGAAGUGAGCGUCUGUGAAUCAAGUGGUUCAGGAGAUGAUUCCGAUGACCUCUAUUUGCCCACUUGCAAGUACAGUCAAGAUGUCUCUAGUGAAUCAGAUAGGAGUCCAGUCACCAGGUAUCGACCUAGAAGAGCACUAAAAUAUAGGAAUGAAAAUGAGAUCGUGGAUUCUAAGCUUACAAAAACUCCUAUCAGUGAACUACCUAAAACUCACCACUCACCUCAUUUUAGCCUGAAGGAUAUCACCAACGUCCCCUUGCAUCCUGCGGUAAAAAUCAGAAAACUUUCUCUUUCUCCAAAAAAGAAAGAGAGCCCAGGAGUCUCUCUGCCUAAGCGCAGGUGUGCAGUCAGUAUGAAUUAUAAAGAGCCCACGCUAGCUUCGAAACUGAGAAGAGGAGACCCUUUUACAGAUUUGUGUUUCUUAAAUUCUCCGAUUUUCAAACAGAAAAAGGAUUCCAGACGCAGUUCUAAAAAAAGAAGUAUGAAGCAAAUACAGUGAUGGAUGCUGUUUGUUGGAUGAUGUUAAAAUUCAUCCCAUUACACCUCCUUUUAUCACUCCAAGAGAGAAUCUCUAAGAUAGUACAUAAUAGGGUUGAACUCUUGCCAUGGAAUAUUCUUUGAACUCUAGAUCACGAAAAUUCUUCAAAACUAUACUUCAAAUGUGAUGCUUUUUUUCAUACCAUUAAUAAAUUUGGUUUAUUUUUUCUUUUAAAUAUAAAUAACUGAACUUAAGCCCUAUUUCUUAAACUGCCUAAAACUCUUAAUUUUACUCAUAAUGUAUCUUCUGCAGAAAUUUUAGAAAUGAAUAAUCAAAUUAAGAUGUUUUAAUUACAAGCUUUUGGUGCCCUUUUUUUUUUUCCUUAAGUGGAAAAUACUAGAAUGAAUGAUUUUUGAAGAUAGGCCAAGGAUCUUUUGAAACUCUAUAUAAUAUUUGAAUAAAAUAAAUCCUUGGCAUGCAUAGUAGGGUAUACCCUAAGAUGUUUGUGGAUCCCUUAUAUCACUCUUAUAUUUAAAAUUUCAAAUAAAAUGUGAGAUCAUUAUUAAAGAAUUAAUGGUUGCUUAGGCUCAGGGACUAGGUAAGUGACUAGCUCUGAAUACCAAACUCUGUGUAUACAUUUUUCAGUGGUAACUCAGCAAAAUCACAAAUUAUGUCUUGGACUUUCAGGAUAGUUCUCUAAUUAGUGGUAACCAUGUUGGGGUUAAUGCAGAUAAAGAACAUUUCCAUCACCACAGAAAACUAUUGGGUGAUCACAAAUUUGAUGUUUUUGUACUUUUAAUAUUUCUGUAUUCUUGCUGUAGCGUUUAUCCAUAGACCAUUUUGCUUUAUAUUUUAACAUUUUUCAUGAAUGUUAUAGUGUAUAUAUUUUUUUGCAACUGACUUUUAACUCACCAUUGUUUUUGAGAUUUAUCCAUGUUGGCAGAUGUAGAUUAUUUUCAUCGUUGUACAGUAUUUUAUUAAUAAAUAAACUAGACAUUCUU